Molecule: messenger RNA, 2283 nt
Organism: Ochotona curzoniae (black-lipped pika)
Lineage: Eukaryota; Metazoa; Chordata; Mammalia; Lagomorpha; Ochotonidae
Gene: TMUB2
Product: transmembrane and ubiquitin like domain containing 2
Exons: 2
Coding region: 491-1429 (312 amino acids)
Molecular function (GO): protein binding
Source: RefSeq, a predicted model, not a curated record
UAUACUGGAGCACUGGUUCAAGUCCUGGCUGCUCUACUUCUGAUCCAGCUCCCUGCUAAGGUGCCAGGGAAGCUGUGGAUGGCCCAAACCCUCGAGUUUUUGCUCUGCUUAGGAGUGACCUACGUGGAGCUCAGGAUUGCCUGGUCCAGCCCUGGCAGCUGCUGCCUUUUGGGGAGCAGGUGGAAACAUGCGCGCUCGCUCUCUCUCUCUGCUUUCUCAAUAAGCAUUUUUUAAGAGCAGCAGUAGCAGCACAAAGCUGAGGUUUUGCUGGUGACCUGCUCCUUGGGAGUUUGGCAUGUGCAAGAGGAAGGGUGUGGAACCUGUGAGUUUCACAAUAGUGGCAAAGGGAAGUCCUUGGCUUUAGGUUUGGGGUCCAGGAUUAGGAAGUUCUGUGCCUCCCUCCCCCACCUAAGGUUAUUUUCUUUCAGGGCUAGGUCAGUGAGAGGCCAACCAAGCUGGAAGGCUGAUCCCAAGCCCCCAGGCUCCACUGAUGAUCCCUCUUUGUUCUUGCAGCCCGGAGGCAGCCGGUGGGCAGAGCAUGGAGCUCUCUGACGUCCCCCUCAUUGAGGGCGUGGGAAAUGAGGUGAUGGUGGCCGCAGGUGUGGUGGUGCUGAUUCUAGCCUUGGUCCUGGCUUGGCUCUCCACCUAUGUAGCGGACAGCGGUAGCAGCCAGCUUCUAGGCACUAUUGUGUCAGCCGGUGAUGCUUCUGUCCUCCAACUGGGUCAUGUGGACCACCUGGUGGCGGGACAGGGAGCCUCCGAGCCCAGUGAGCUCCCACGUCCAUCAGAGGGUAAUGAGGAGAAAGCCGAAGAGGCUGGUGAAGGUGGGGGAGACCCCACAGGGGAGUCUGGAGCUGGAGGUGGUGCUGAGCCCAGCCUGGAGCAUCUCCUUGACAUCCAAGGCCUACCCAAAAGACAAGCAAACAUGGAAGGCCCCUUGCGGUCCGAGGAUGGCACCUGCACAUCACCCAGCCCCGGCCUCAUCAACGUGCGGCUCAAGUUCCUCAAUGACACUGAGGAACUGGCUGUGGCGAGGCCUGAGGACACUGUGGGUGCCCUGAAGAGCAAGUACUUCCCUGGACAAGAGAACCAGAUGAAAUUCAUCUAUCAGGGCCGCCUGCUGCAGGACCCAGGCCGCACCCUGCGCUCCCUGAACAUUACUGACAACUGUGUGAUUCACUGCCACCGCUCGCCCCCAGGGUCAGCUGUUGCAGGCCCCUCUGCCUCCCUGGCCCCCUCAGCUGCGGAACCAGCUAGCCUUGGUGUCAACGUGGGCAGCCUCAUGGUGCCCGUGUUCGUGGUGCUGCUGGGUGUGGUCUGGUACUUCCGUAUCAAUUACCGCCAGUUCUUCACAGCACCCGCCACUGUCUCCUUGGUAGGGGUCACAGUUUUCUUCAGCUUCCUAGUAUUUGGGAUGUACGGACGAUAAGGACAUAGGGAGAAAAUGAAAGGCAUGGUCUUCCUCCUUUAUGGCCUCCCCCCUUCAUGGCCAGAGCUGGGCCCAAGGGCCUGGGAGGGAGGAGUGGAAAGGACAUGGGAUUGCCCCUACUCUGUUGGGCAUGGGACACAGGCCCAGGACCACCUCUUCAUGUCCCCAGGGACAUAUACAUCCCUUCUGUGUGAAUACAACUCAGGUAGAUUAGAGGAUGUCCUCUUCACGUAAGGAGUCCUGAAGGAGUUGAAAGCUGAUGGGCAGAUUCAGUGGGAAAUUGGGUUCUGAGGGUUCCCUUCCAUGCAUAGUUACCACCCCCAAUACUUCCCAAAUGCCCUGCAUGUUCCUCCCCCCCAGCACCUAGGGCUGCCUGCCAGGGUGGCUUGGCAUGCUCCAGUGGGGAGCCUGGACCAUCUGCAGCUCCUUAACCAAGGACCAGUCUGUCACAAGUAAAAUCACACCAGCGGGGAUAAAGAUUGUGCCAGUCUUCCUCAUGUACUCCCAGCCACCUCUUUUCUCCCAGCCCUGUGGCAGGAAUAGGGCAUCUCUCAUGUUCUAGACAAUUCCCAGUGUUUUCCCCUUUCAGAGCACUUUUUUUCAUGUCUUGGUAGAGCUCAGUUGGGAUGGGGAAUGGGGCAUGGAGCCAAGCCCCUGGCAUGGGGAGAAGCCAGGCCACAGCUGCUACUCCCCUAGGCCUAAGGCUGUGAGCAAGAGACAGUGCUGGCCCUCUGCCAGCAUCCUACCCUGCCCAGCUCCAAGGACAAGCUCUGGGUAUGGCUCCUGGGGCCCUGAGCCCUCAUGUCUGGGGCUCUUGCAGGGUCACUAUCUCUGAAUAAAGUUCUAUUACUAUG